AUGAAACAGAUGGUAACAAAAUUUUUGAACAUUCUUCUUUUAAAAUUUAAAUUCAAUCAAUUAUUGAAAUUAUUAAAAACUCAUUUCAAUGAUGAAAAUCGUUUGGAUGAUCUUCAAUGUCUUGUUUUUAUCGAGCGUCGUUCAACAGCCAAAAUUCUUUAUCACAUGCUAAAAGAUUUUGCUUUAGAAGAUCCUGACUUUCCAAUCAUUCCUGACUUUAUGGUAGGAAUCAAUGCGGGACUUCCAAAGUCGAUUGAAAAUAUUUUAAAUAAUAAUUACAACACUUUGACUUUAGACAAAUUUCAACGAAAAGAAACAAAUUGCAUUGUGUCAACGAGUGUCUUGGAAGAAGGCAUUGAACUUCAAAUGUGCAAUCUUGUGGUAUGCUUCGAUACACCAAAAACUUAUCGAAAUUAUGAACAGUCGCGAGGAAGGUCUCGCGAUAGAGAAAACAGUGUGUUUGUAGUUCUCAAUGAAACUUUCAUGAAGAAAGUUGCUAAUUGGCAGGAAGUUGACAAUGAAAUCAAACAACAAUUGUUGAUGAAAACGUUGGAUCGAUUACCGCCGAGUGAAGACUACAAAUUGUUAAAAUAUAAAGAGAAGAGAUUUGGCCGCCUUUCAAAACUCCAAUUUCGGGAAGUGUUUUGA
Messenger RNA from Clunio marinus, 648 nucleotides. The record is from the annotation of a GenBank genome assembly. NCBI's taxonomy places the organism in Eukaryota, Metazoa, Arthropoda, Insecta, Diptera, Chironomidae.